This is a messenger RNA of Oikopleura dioica, 1203 nucleotides long. Lineage: Eukaryota; Metazoa; Chordata; Appendicularia; Copelata; Oikopleuridae. The record is from the annotation of a GenBank genome assembly.
AUGCCAAAACUACCUCCUCCGGGCGACAGUUGCUCAUUUUAUGGGCGAAAAAUCAGUGCAUAUGACAAGCAAGCGAUAAAAAAAGUUAAAAGUGUUAACUACCAGGGCAUCACAACUUCAAAUCUCAUUGGAAGCGCGCUGGCAGCUCGCCAGCCGGUGCAAAACCGGUGCUUAGACCGUGAUGAUCCGGCGGAGAAGGAGAAAUCAGAAAGUAGCGGCACGCCGACAAGUCCCAAAGUACUCGAGAGGAAAACCAUCAAGCUGGAGUCGCGUGAAAGAGCCCAAGAAUUCAAAAAGCUCUAUGAGAUUACUGGUGUAGUUGGGGUCGGCGGUGGGGGCACCGUCUAUGGCGGCGUCAGACGCUAUGAUGGUCUCAAAGUCGCAAUCAAGCAAGUCCCAAAGCAAAAAGUAAAAAGAUGGGGCCGCGUUCAAGGAAAAAUGGUCCCAAUCGAAUUCGAGCUUUUGGACAAAGUUUCCGACGGUCAUAAAGGAAUCGUACAGAUGAUCGAUUGGUACGAGCGGAAGUCAAGUUAUGUUCUUGUCAUGGAACGCCCUGAGAGACACAUCGAUCUAUUCGACUAUCUGAACCAAGCUGGUCCGAUUAGAGAACCUGUCGUCCGAGAUAUCUUUAUCCAGAUCCUAGAAUCAAUUAUCCACUGCCACAACAACGGAGUACUCCACAGAGAUAUCAAGGAUGAGAACAUCCUUCUCUCGCGCAAAAUCGACUACGAUCCAAAAUCGCCUUUUGAAGCAAAACUGAUUGAUUUUGGCUGCGGAACGCGACUAAAGGAUUCUUGCUACACAGAAUUCGCAGGAACUCCUGAAUUCUACCCUCCAGAAUGGUUCAGGGAAAGAAGAUAUGAUGGAAAACGAGCUUCAGUAUGGUCGAUGGGUGUUCUGCCACGGUUCUUAAAUCUUCGUAAAAGCGGCAAAACCAUUUCGUUCUUUUUUGAAUUAGAUAUAAUUUUUGAACCCAAAAAGCUCUAUACAAUGACGCAAGGAGAAGUUCCCUUCCCAAAAGAACGAGAUAUCAUCCGAAGUGAUCUAAGAUUCAAAGCUGCUGUACAAGUUCCAAGGCAUAUUCGCGAUUUUAUCAAAUGGAUAUUAAAUCCGAACGAGGAGGAACGUCCAACAUUCGAAGACAUCCUCCACCACCCGUGGAUCAAAGAAGGAAGAGAGCGAGCUUCUUCCACUGGUCUUUAA